CGAGAACGAAGAUAUCACAGCACCUCUCGACAGCAAUUGGCACUGACUACCGCGCACACAGUCCAAGUUCUUCUCGAGGCCGACAAGAUGUUUGCCAGGCUGCACGAGUACUUCCGGGGCAACCCCAGGUCCCCAUUGGAGACGAAGCUGGUGUUCAAGCUUGAUGUCUUUAUUCUGACAUUUUGCUGUCUGGCAUAUUUCAUGAAUUACCUUGACCGAUCCAACAUUACCCAGGCCUAUGUCUCGGGAAUGAAGGAGGACCUUAAAUUCAAGGGUGCUGAGCUCACCGUGAUCAACUCGAUCUACCAGACGGGAUAUAUGAUUGGAAUUGUCCCCAACAACUUGCUGCUCACUCGCUUUCGACCUAGAAUCUUCUUUCCAUUGAUGAUUGUUAUUUGGGCUGCUUUCACAAUGUGCACGGCUGCUGCGAAGCGUCCCGAGGACAUCAUGGUCAUCCGCUUCUUCCAGGGAUACGCCGAGUCUUGCGUGUUUGCCGGCACUCACUUCAUCCUUGGAUCGUGGUACACCGAGGAGGAGCUGGGCAAGCGCAGCGCCAUCUUCACUGGCUCUGGCCUGGCUGGUGGAAUGUUCGGUGGGCUUCUCCAGUCGGGAAUCCACAAGUCCAUGAACGGGCUGCACGGUCUUCCAGGCUGGCGCUGGUUGUUUAUUAUUGACGGCAUCAUCACUCUCCCCGUCGCUAUCUAUGGGUAUGUGUUGUUCCCCGACACUCCGGCCACAACUACGGCGCCGUACUUGUCGGCCGAGGAGAAGCAGCUGGCCAUUGCCCGCGUGCCCAUUUCGGAGGAUCCGCCAGUGUUGAACAAGGAGUUCGCCAAGACCGUCUUCAACUCGUGGUAUUUUUAUGCAUUUGCCCUUCUUUGGAUCCUUGGCAACUGCUCCGAGGCAUUCAGCUCCCAGUCUCUCCUCAACCUGUACAUGCAGGCUCACCCCACCAUCACAUACACGGUAUACCAGCUGAACAACUACCCGACGGGAGUCCAGGCGGUUGGCAUUGUCUCGACGCUCCUGUGGGCUUCAUAUACGGAUAUCUACGGGAAGCGAUGGAUCACGGGAUACUACAAUGCUAUUGUCGGCAUCGCCACGUCCAUCAUCAUCCUCGUCCCUAGCACCACAACAGCCGGCCACUUUGGGGCCUACUACUGGGCAGGGUCGAUCUACUGCUGUCAGGCGACAUUCUUUGCGUGGGCAAACGACACUCUCCGCAGCAAGCCUCCGGCAAUGAGAGCGGUUGUCAUUGGCACCAUGAACUUCUCCGGAAACCUGUUCCAGGCCUGGUGGCCGCUGAUCUUCUACCGCGCUGAUGCGGCGCCAAAGUUUACUCGCGGCAUGAUUUGCAUGAUUGUCAUUUGCAGCUUACUCGCCAUCUGGGUCACCGUUAUGGUCUGGUACGAGAGGCGGGACAAGAAGGAGCAGGCGGUUCUUGAAGGGCUGGCGAUUGCUGAUGCUGCGGAUGCGAAGGUUGCGGAUGUCGAGGUGACGGACGUCGACAAGAAGGUCUAGCGCUGAGAGCUUAGAUCCGACGCCCUGAAAUCAGGGCGUUUGGAUGUGAAGCAUUUAUCCGCCUUCGCCCGUUGUGGUCAUUUAUGUAUCUUUCGCAUGUUUCCCCA
This is a messenger RNA of Ilyonectria robusta, 1628 nucleotides long. RefSeq names its product retrograde regulation protein 2. The coding region runs from base 88 to 1521 and encodes 477 amino acids. The transcript is spliced from 5 exons. Lineage: Eukaryota; Fungi; Ascomycota; Sordariomycetes; Hypocreales; Nectriaceae. Gene Ontology annotation, biological process: pantothenate import across plasma membrane. The record is from RefSeq and is a predicted model, not a curated record. Gene Ontology annotation, cellular component: plasma membrane. Gene Ontology annotation, molecular function: pantothenate transmembrane transporter activity.